Linum tenue is the source of this 1604-nucleotide messenger RNA. The record is from the annotation of a GenBank genome assembly. NCBI's taxonomy places the organism in Eukaryota, Viridiplantae, Streptophyta, Magnoliopsida, Malpighiales, Linaceae.
UUGGGGUUUAAUUGUUGUGUAGUUUGGUGCGAGUCAAACUUCUCACUUCUCAUUUGUUCUUCUUUGAUUUCUAGGGUUAGAAAUGAGGAAUUUGUCUCAACUCCUCUUCCCUGUUGUCGGCAACAUCUCUGCUUAAAGUCAUGAAUCUAGAAGGUGCGGAGGUGGCAGACCUUGUAGAUGAUGUCGCCGUUGCCGUGGUAGAGGAUGGAGAGCUUCACGACAUCGGAGGAGAGGAAGGAGGAAGUCGUGGUGGCGGGGCAGAGAGAGGGGAUUGGGAAAAAAAGGGCGGCAGUCGGCGUCAUUUCAGGGAAGCGAAGGUUGAGCUGGCGUUGUUGGUAUAUGACUAUUUGCAAUGCUGCCCAAUUGCUGAAUUGAAGAUUCGAGACAAACCUAGAAUCAAGAAACGCAUGAAAAGGUUGUGGCCCUUGUCUACAAUUUCGUAGGUUCACAUGAUUCAUCAAGUGUGAGGCUUAAUCACUCGGAGCUAGAAACUCUAUUUCACGAGUUUCGUCAUUCCCUUUAUAAACUUCUCUCAAGAACAAUGAGGGAGAUGCCAUUAUAUGCAGAACAAAUAUACCAUUUUUCUUUAUGUCCCUCAAUGUAGGAUUUCUUUACUCGUACUAGAAAGGUCUCUUCCCAUCUUUUCUGCUAGUUAUAUGGAAUGCAUUUAAUGUGCUCCUCGAAAUGAAUUUAUGAGUAGAAGUUGUUAUGUAUGCACAAUAAGUUGAUUAAUAGAAUUUAAUCCAUCAUUUGGACUUGAUCACAUCCCUGGAUGCUACGCUUGGGAAUACAAAGUCUUGAAGAGAUUUGCAAAGCACUAUGCAACUGAAGAAGUUAUACCCGAGAAAUUGGAGGAUUCAUUGCUAGGUGCUAGUUGGGACAUGUUUGCUGCUACUGAACUUCAACGCCGUGUUUUGUUUCCAUUUUUAAUAAGGUAGCUAGUUUUGGAGAGUAGGUGUUCCUUGGUUUGUUGUGAUUGUUACUGCAAAAUGAAAUGGGACAUGAAUUUUGUCGAGCUUUGCCUAUGUUUCGUCUGUUCUGUUCUGGAGCUGGUCAAGCUUUGCUGGUUGUGAGAAGUUGAGAUUUAUUGUUGGUUGUAGCUGUGAUAGUUGGAGAUUUGCUUUAGUUACUGUUGUUACUUGUUAGUUUACUGCUGGUUUUGGGGAGUGAUUAUGUUUUGGCCUUUGGGGCUAUGGGGUUUGGGUUUUAAGUUUUAACAGAGCGAUUUGACAAUGGCUACUACUGUUGUUGUGUUACUAAUGGCUAUGAAGUUUAAUUAGUGAUUCAAAAUCAAUGACUGCUGCCUGUGAAAAGGAGUGUAGUGUCUACUAAACUUGCUACUUCUUAUUGUUAUAGAUGCAAUGAUUAGUGAACACAUAGGGCUUCGGCAGAGUACAAGAAUGAUAGAGAUCCAUGAUGAAGAAUUCGAGUUUAAAGAUGAGGAAGAGUAGUAUGGAGAGGAGAUUUCUUUUGAGGAUGAUGAAGAUGAAGUGGCGUCUGAAAGGAAUUACUUGGAUGAUGAAGAAUGAAAAUUUUCCAAUGUGCUUAUUGACUAUUGUUUAGCAUUUCGAUAUUUUAUGAACUUGUGAUAUUAGGAAAGGGUU